AAAUUAAAGGCCACUCCCAUCUCUCGUUCGCCCGAGGAGAAGAAAAAGAGAAACAACGAAAACCUAAUUAGGGUUUGACAAUGGCGGAGAAGAUAGUGUCGGCGUCGGAGUUCGAUGUGAUCCCACCGCCGAAGAAGAUUCGGAAAGUGGAUGGAGAAGACUGCGACAACUCGGAAUCGGAGAUGGAUUCGGGGGCCGAUGAGUUCCUCCCGCCGCCUCCGCCGCCGCCGGCGCCGCCGACGGUUCGGACGGUGAACGACGAAGACAUACCCGAAAGCGAAAUCUCGGAAUACUCACACUCUUGCACAACGAAAUACUACAUCUUCGGAAAUCGAAUAUUCCGCAACGACAUUUUACCAGAGGCAGAGGAAGAGUAUGAGCCCCAAUACCAGCGUUUUUGCUACCUAAAUCAUCGGUCUCAGGGUUUCGAGAUUAACUGGGAUGAGUUCGAUUUCAUGUUUGGUACUCAAUCUGUUGCGUGGUGCACAAGCCGUCUGGUGACCAAGAUGAGCAACGACGAGCUGAUUGAAUAUUUGACGCGCUAUGCCAUCGACAAGCACAACAAUGAGUCGGAACAGAAAACGAAUCUGGUGUACGUGGGGCCUGUCAUGGCUAAUUUCUUGUGUGCCGCAGGCUACGUGUUCUUCAUAACAUUCCGAGCGAGAGAUGUGCUGUCUCCGGAUCCCGAGCCCAAACUCUAUCAGACAAAGGUGCGCAAGUUUGCAGCUUUGAUCGAUGUUACGAUUUUCAGACCACGGCCAUCGGAUGAAGAUGGUGAUGCAGAGAUGACUUGUGCCAAAGUGGAUCCUCCCGCUCCCGCUCCCGCUCCAUGACAUGACAUGACAGGCGUUAAUUGGCAUAACUUUAUGUGUGGAUUAUAACGUUAGAUAUGAUAUGUUAUAUAUAUUCUGUCUCUGCAUCGAGCUUGUUGUUUGCUUGACAAGUUCAUAUCUUUGCGGAUUGGUUCUUCCUGGGUUUCUGAGUUGUUCAUUUCUCCCUGGGUUUUGUUUAA
Molecule: messenger RNA, 1012 nt
Organism: Tarenaya hassleriana
Lineage: Eukaryota; Viridiplantae; Streptophyta; Magnoliopsida; Brassicales; Cleomaceae
Exons: 3
Coding region: 81-833 (250 amino acids)
Source: RefSeq, a predicted model, not a curated record